This is a messenger RNA of Dermatophagoides farinae (American house dust mite), 1392 nucleotides long. It is a transcript of the gene BBS5, whose product is annotated as Bardet-Biedl syndrome 5 protein. The record is from RefSeq and is a predicted model, not a curated record. Gene Ontology annotation, cellular component: BBSome; ciliary basal body. Gene Ontology annotation, molecular function: phosphatidylinositol-3-phosphate binding. Gene Ontology annotation, biological process: intracellular transport; cilium assembly. Lineage: Eukaryota; Metazoa; Arthropoda; Arachnida; Sarcoptiformes; Pyroglyphidae.
UUCAAUUGACAUAUAUCAAAUAUUGAUUGAUUAAUAAUAAUCAUGCAAAGACAAAGAUUUGAAUCAUUAUGGCAAGAUCGUGAUAUACGUUUUGAUGCACCAUCAUCAGAAUUAUCAUAUCGUAAUGGUGAAAAAUUGAUUGAACAAUGGCCAAAAGUUGAAGAUACAAAAGGUAAUACUGGUGAAAUUGGCCGCUUAAUGGUUACAAAUCUUCGUCUUAUAUGGCAAUCAUUGAAUAAACCACGUAUUAAUCUAAGUAUUGGUCUUGGCUGUAUUUCAACAUUAACUAGUCGUAUGAUACAUACAAAAUUACGUGGUAAAAAUGAAUCAUUAUAUAUGAUGACCAAAGUGAAUGGUACACGUUAUGAAUUCAUAUUCAUCAGUCUGGAACCAAUACCUGGUGUAUCGAAAGAUAUAAUUGAAAUGAUUAGCCGUAUAUGUAAAGCAUAUGUACAGACAAAAUUAUUUCGUGAUCUAAGACUUCGAUCGGCAAUAAUGUCAAUUGAUCAAAAACAAUUGAAAAUGUUAUCAUCGGAACAGAUUUAUAAUGUUAUCAAUGGUGUUUGGAAUCUUUCAUCUGACCAAGGAAAUCUUGGCACAAUGUAUCUAACUAAUAUUCGUAUUGUUUGGCAUGCAAAUAUCAAUGAAUUAUUCAAUAUAUCAUUACCAUUCAUUCAGAUACGUAAUAUUAAAGUACGUGAUUCAAAAUUUGGUAUUGCAUUAGUUAUUGAAUCAAGUGAAUUAUCUGGUGGUUAUGUUCUUGGUUUUCGUGUUGAUCCUGUUGAUAAAUUAAAUGCCGUAUAUGAAGAAUUGAAUAAUUUGUACACGGUUCAUGUGACAAAUCCAGAUUUUGGUGUACAUCAAGCAUUAACAAUGGCCGGAAUGGAUUUCAAUGCAAACACUACCAACAAUACAAAUACUGCUGAAGAAUUUGAUGAUCCAAAUUCAUUGAUGUUUAUGAAUCGUGAAAAUGCAGGAAAUUAUCAAGAAUUAUUAGAUGAAAAUAAUGCUGAUGGUAAUGAUAGUGGACAAAACACUCGUGGUGGUGGUGGUGGUGGUGGUCAUAGUGGAAACAAUUAUGAUCCAGUUCUUGCAUAUCUAGCCGAAGGUGAAUCAUCAGAAAAACGUUCACAUCAAUGGACAUAUGAUCCAACAAUUGGUUUAUCAAUUGAAAAUAUUAAAGAUGGUUUCACCAUUGAAUCAUUAUGGGAAGUAGUUGAAAAUGUUAAUUCAACAUCAAAAUCAUCAUAGAAUUCGCAAAUUUGAAAAAUAAAAAUAAAAACAAAACAAAAAAAAAAUAAAAAUAAUUGUAAUCAAUGCCAUCUUUUGAUGGAUUAAAUAAUAAAUUCUUAUUGAGUUUUGUUCUUCUGUUUAUUUACACCCGAAAAAGAA